AUGGUUUUGGAAGCUCGCGUGAAAUCUGUCCUGUCAGGCGACACCGUCGUCCUGUCGCAUAUCACCAACCCCGGACAGGAACGCACCCUCAGUUUGGCAUAUGUUUCAGCGCCGAGACUGCGCCGAGAAGGCGAUGAACCGUACGGUUUCCAAUCCCGUGAAUUCCUGCGAGAGCUCCUGGUCGGAAAAGUGAUUCAAUUCCAAGUCCUUUACACCAUCCCCACCGGCGCCAAACGUGAUUACGGCACGAUUAAGCUCCCGAGCUUCGAAGUCUCCCUGCCCGACAUUUGCGUCCAAGAAGGAUGGGUGCGCGUUCGUGAAGAGGCUGGCAAGCGGGCCGACGAAUCCGAAGAAACUGCCACCUUGCUGGAACGUCUCCGCGCACUAGAGGACCACGCCAAGUCCGAGGACAAGGGUGUCUGGGCCGGUGCCGGAAAUGGUGUCAUUGAGACGAGCUACGAGUUGCCGGACGGCAAGUCCUUGGUCGAAGAAUGGAAAGACAAGCACCUCGAGGCCAUUGUGGAGCGAGUACUGAACGGUGACCGGUUGGUUCUCCGUCUGCUGCUCUCUCCGGAAGAACAUCUGCAGGUCGUGGUUGCGGUCGCCGGUGUCCGGGCCCCGGCUGCUAAGCGGGUGACUGCCGACGGCAAGGAGCAGCCUGCCGAGCCGUUUGGUGACGAGGCCCACCAGUUCGUCGAGUCGAGAGUGCUGCAGCGCAAGGUUCAGGUCUCUCUGUUGGGCGUUACACCCCAGGGUCAGCUGAUUGCAACUGUCCUGCACCCGAAUGGUAACAUCGCCAAGUUCCUUUUGGAGGCCGGUCUGGCCCGUUGCCACGACCUUCACACUCCUCUCCUCGGAGCCAACAUGGCCCUCUUCCGCCGCGCGGAGAAGGCUGCUAAGGAUGCCCGGAAGGGUCUGUUCACCGGUCUGGUCGCCUCCCAGGGUCCUGCGGGCGGGGCCGAACAGGACUACAUCGUGAGCCGCGUGCUGAACGCCGAUACCCUUUUCAUCCGCAACAAGGCCGGCCAGGAGAAAAAGAUCAGUCUCAGCAGCACCCGCCAGCCCAAGCCGUCCGACCCCAAGCAGGCCCCAUUUGCCGCCGACGCGAAGGAGUUCUUGCGUAAGAAGGUCAUCGGCAAGCACGUCAAGGUCACCAUCAACGGAAAGAAGCCUGCUAACGAGGGAUACGAGGAGCGAGAGGUUGCCACGGUCAUCCACGGUAACACUAACGUUUCGCUCGCGCUCGUCGAAGCCGGCUAUGCCUCUGUGAUCCGCCACCGCCAGGAUGACCAGGACCGCUCUCCCGACUAUGACGACCUGCUUAUCGCCGAGGCCGAGGCCCAGAAGGAGGCCAAGGGAAUGUGGUCCCCCAAGGCCCCUAAGACGAAGCAGUACCAGGACUACUCGGAAAGCGUGCAAAAGGCCAAGAUGGAGGUUUCUAUCCUUCAGCGUCAGAAGCGUGUUCCUGCCAUCGUGGAUUUCGUUAAGUCGGGAUCGCGUUUCACGGUUCUCGUGCCCCGCGAGAACGCCAAACUCACUCUGGUCUUGUCGGGCAUUCGUGCUCCCCGGUCUGCUCGCAACCCCGGCGAGGCGUCCGAGCCGUUUGGCAACGAGGCUCACGAGCUGGCCAACAAACGCUGCAUGCAGCGUGAUGCCGAAAUUGACGUUGAGACCAUCGACAAGGUCGGUGGCUUCAUUGGUACCCUGUACAUCAACAAGGAGAACUUCACCAAGGUUCUUCUAGAGGAGGGUCUGGCCACCGUCCAUGCAUACUCUGCAGAACAAUCUGGCCAUGCCGCCGAGUACUUUGCUGCGGAACAGAAGGCCAAGGAGGCCCGCAAGGGACUCUGGCACGACUGGGACCCUAGCAAGGAUGUGGAGGAGGCCGAGGAAGAGCCUGUUGACGGUAACAGCGGGACUGAGACCGAGGCUGCCUCCCGCCGCAAGGACUACCGUGACGUGGUGGUCACCUACGUUGAUCCCACCAACGCUCGCGUCAAGCUUCAGCAGAUCGGCACCGGCACCUCUGCCCUGACGGAAUUGAUGAGCGCCUUCCGCUCCUUCCACCUGAACAAGGCCAACGAGACUCCUCUGCCCGGCCCCCCUAAGGCUGGCGAGUUCGUGGCCGCCAAGUUCACCGAGGACAACGAGUGGUACCGGGCCAAGGUGCGUCGCAACGACCGCGACAACAAGCAGGCUGAGGUUGUCUACAUCGACUUUGGUAACUCCGAGGUGGUGCCUUGGUCCCGCCUGCGACCCUUGUCGCAGCCCCAGUUCUCCGUCCAGAAGCUCCGUGCGCAAGCCGUGGAUGCCGUGCUUUCUCUCGUACAGUUCCCCGUGUCGGCCGACUACCUUGCGGACGCCGUUGGCUUCCUCGAGGAGCAGACCGCCAACCGUGAGUUGGUGGCUAACGUCGACUACGUUACGCCCGAGGGAACCCUGCACGUCACUCUGUUGGACCCGGCCGAGUCCAAGAACCUGGAUCACAGCAUCAACGCCGACGUCGUCCGAGAGGGAUAUGCCAUGGUGCCUAAGAAGCUGAAGGCCUGGGAACGCGCUGCGUCGGACACGAUCUCGCACCUGCGCACCCUCGAGAAUGAGGCGAAGGAUGAGCGACGAGGCAUGUGGGAGUAUGGUGACCUGACGGAAGACUAA
This is a messenger RNA of Aspergillus melleus, 2655 nucleotides long. RefSeq names its product putative transcription factor (Snd1/p100). Gene Ontology annotation, molecular function: RNA binding; nuclease activity. Gene Ontology annotation, cellular component: nucleus; RISC complex; cytosol. Gene Ontology annotation, biological process: regulatory ncRNA-mediated gene silencing; mRNA catabolic process. The coding region runs from base 1 to 2655 and encodes 884 amino acids. Lineage: Eukaryota; Fungi; Ascomycota; Eurotiomycetes; Eurotiales; Aspergillaceae. The record is from RefSeq and is a predicted model, not a curated record. The transcript has 2 exons.